This is a messenger RNA of Hyaloperonospora brassicae, 4407 nucleotides long. NCBI's taxonomy places the organism in Eukaryota, Oomycota, Peronosporomycetes, Peronosporales, Peronosporaceae. The record is from the annotation of a GenBank genome assembly.
AUGGCGGCAGUCGAGCGCGUCUUGGCAGAGCUCGCGCGGCUGAACGAAGCGACGGCAGCCGACGCCACGUCACGGCCUUGUGCAGCUUCUUGUGCUACAGCUCUGGAUGAGUUCUCCGUUGUCUCUGCGUCGUCGUUGGCGCCAGAGGCUGUCGUGAGUGUACCCCACCAUACCCCAACUCGUCCUUUGUCGACCGGACCAUUUGCGUUGCCCCGCGUGCGUCUCACGUCUCCGUACGCUGACCGGUCUCGCGUUCAGAAGGAGCUCGAGGCUAUCGCGCAUCCCCUCUAUGCGCUGGACCGUCUGGGCCCUCUGCAUUGCAGGGAGAAGGACCGUCGUGGACGGCCGAAGAAGGUUACAGUGCCGCCGAGUCGUCUCUUGGCGCAAAUGCCUUUGUCUGCGCCCCGACAGGCGCUUGUACCGACACGAGCGUCGAUUGUGAGCAAUCCACUGUCGAUUCAGUACGAGUUUCGAGCAGUGGGCGGCGGCUCGAGCUCUCGAAGCAGACGCGACGCAGCGUUUAGUACUGCAGUGAGUAAACAGGACGAGUACGCGCGAGGUACAGCAAGUAACCGACCGUUUGUACCUGGUGGCAACUCACUGGCCGAGCUGAAGACGGACAAUGAGGACGAGCGGCCGCUCAAGCCAAUGGACAAAGUGCUGCUCCAGGAAAAAGAGCAGCUCCGGAACCGACUGGUACUAGAUAAGCAUCCAGUAGACUCAACGUCGUUUUCGAGUCUGGUGGAAGACGUGCCGGGACUGUAUGGAUGCUUGACGGUAGAAGAUGUCGAGAGGAUUGAGUCUGACGUUGUGGGAAAUGAGAAGAGUGAAGCUGGUGAAGAGAUAGUAGGGCUGAAUCCUUCAUCACUACUGAAGCCGUACUUGGAGGUUGUGGUGGACCAAGACCAUGUGGCUGCCAUUCGAAGUGCUGUGCUGGAGGAAAAGGCCGCAGACGCAAUGGUACGACAGGACGAAAACGUGACAGUUGGACUGGACCAAUUGCUGCGUGAAAUCGAGGACGAUGGCGAAUUCACCGAGCUGGGGUUCACGGUCGAGAAUGACGAGCAAGAGAUCGUCGAGGACGACUGCUCGUCGUUCGUCAGUACUGAGACGAUGAACGCAGCGAGUGAGACAGUGGCGUCAGAAAACAAACCUGAAGGGCCAUUCAGUGCAAGAGAAGGUGUUGACGAUCCGGAGGCAGAAUUGGAAGCGAUGCUUGAUUCAGAUGCUGCAUCAACAACCCUGACCUUACAGAAGAAAACCAGUUCGACGUCAGAAUGGGCAAGCAUGGCAAGCGUCGAUGUGCGCAACUUUCACGAGAAGGUGCCUGAAAUGGCCAUAAAGUAUGAGUUUGAGCUGGACGUGUUCCAGAAAGAAUGCGUGAUUCAUCUCGAACGGCAUGAAUGUGUGUUCGUGGCAGCGCACACCUCAGCUGGUAAGACCGUGGUCGCAGAAUACGCCAUUGCUAUGUCCCAGAAGCACAUGACGCGCACCAUUUACACUUCGCCCAUCAAGGCGCUGUCAAACCAGAAGUACCGCGAUUUCCGAAGCAAGUUUGGCGCGGACAACGUCGGCUUGAUCACCGGGGAUGUCAGCAUCAACCCGGACGCAAGUUGUCUUGUUAUGACGACGGAGAUUUUGCGGUCUAUCUUGUACCGCGGCGCUGAUAUUAUCCGCGAUAUUGAGUGGGUUGUCUUUGAUGAGAUUCACUAUAUCAACGAUAGUGAGCGUGGAGUGGUGUGGGAAGAAGUGAUCAUCAUGUUGCCCGAACAUAUUGGCAUGGUGUUCUUAUCUGCAACCACGCCAAACCACUUGGAGUUUUCCGACUGGAUUGGCCGUACAAAGAAAAAGAAGAUUCAUGUGAUAUCGACUUACAAGCGACCAGUUCCUCUUCAACACUUUUUGUAUGCUGGAAAGGAGCUAUUGAAGCUGUAUGAUGCCAUAUCUGGGUACCUUCCGAGUGCGUACACUGCAGCCAAGGCCAAGCUUUUUCCUGCAACUAGUAAGUCGGGCGCUAGUGCUCGAGGCGGUAAGACUGCUUCUCGGGGUGGUGGUAGUCGCGCAAAUGCACUUAGCAUUCGCACGUCAGGAGGUGAUCAAGGAGAGUGGACAAAACUUAUCAACACAUUGAAGGACAAAGCGCUGCUUCCGGUGGUGGUAUUUGCCUUCAGCAAGCGUCUGUGCGAGGAAAGUGCAAGCAAGUUGGCCAAGCUUGAUCUCAGUACAUUAUCGGAGCGAUCUGAAAUCCAUCUGUUCCUUGAAAGCAGUGUGCAAAGACUCCAGGGAUCCGACCGUGAGUUGCCCCAGGUUCUCACAAUGAAAGAAAUGCUUAAACGUGGCAUUGGCGUUCAUCACGGAGGCCUGCUUCCGAUUAUCAAGGAAAUGGUGGAGAUCUUAUUCGGCCGCGGCCUCGUCAAAGUAUUGUUCUCGACCGAGACAUUUGCAAUGGGCGUGAAUAUGCCUGCGCGUACCGUCGUGUUUAACGGGACCCGCAAGCACGACGGCAAGAACUUUCGAGACCUGCUGCCUGGCGAGUACACACAAAUGGCCGGCCGAGCUGGUCGUCGUGGACUGGACCCAGUUGGCACCGUUAUCAUCGCAUGCUGGAACGAUGUUCCUGAACCCACAUCGCUGAGAACAAUGCUAGCUGGAAAGGCGACAUCGCUUUCCAGUCAGUUUCGCUUGACGUACAACAUGAUCUUGAAUCUAUUGCGCGUAGAGGUACUGACGGUGGAGGAUAUGAUGAAGCGCUCGUUUUCAGAGUUCCACACGCAGAAGGCGCUAGCGUCAAAGAACAUUCCUAAGCUGAUCCAGAAGGGUAAAGUACUGCUUCAACAGCUUGAGCGGUCCCUCAUUGAAGACUACCCGCAUCUUGAGGCAAGUGGGGAGCUUGCACAAAUGAAAGAGUUUUAUCAGCUGUGUCGCGAUAAGCGUGAGCUGGAAAAGAGGUUGACAAAGUGGCUGCUUGCAAACAAUUUCCAAGCUGCCAAAAACGCAAUAUGCCCUGGCCGCAUUGUCGUUCUUAGUGUGAAGGGACUGCCGUCCGAUCAACUGGCCCUGGUUGUGCGCACCCGAUCCGCCGUGGUGAGCGAUGGUGGAACCACAAGAUCGAAGCUUUCGUUCGACACUGGGCUCCAAAGCUCUGUUACUGCUGACGCUGAUGCUGACCACAACGGCGCAUUUAAGUCCAUUAUGGUGCUAACUCUUUGCCCGGAUGACUACCAGCCUCCGACCGUUGAGAUACCCUCGGCCACCGAGAAGAGCGCUCGCACUUUAUUGGGUAGCGGGCGCAUGUUGCGCAACAAGAGGGAUGAUGACGAUGAUCGCAUGCGCGGGUAUGUGGGCACGAAGGGGAAAUCUGAGAAUCAAGAAAGCACUGAGCUCGUAGCUCCGUCGACUGCCACGCUCCUUGGAAGAAAGUAUGCCGUACUGGAAGUGCCUGAAAGCUGUGUCGACAGCAUCACCUCUGUCGUUGUCUCAACUGUGAACACAAAGACGCUGGUGGCUAUGUCGUCAAAGAAAGAGCUUGCCAGUGGUAUUGAGUCUCUAGCAAAGCUUGAGAAAGAAACCGCGUUGUCACAGAAGGUGGCAAUCGCAUACGUGGAUAUUAUGGGUGAACUGAAGGUCAAUGACCUCGAAGCCGCGACAGGCUAUGCCCAGUGGCAGCAGAUGUACUCGAUGGUGCUCAGCCAUCCGUGUGCCACGGAUUCACCGUCAAAUUCUCGUGUCAUGAGCAAAGUUGAGAAGGUUUUCAAGUUGCAAGCGUACUUGGUACGAAUGACCCGGGAGCUUUCGAAUGACUCGCUGUCACUCUUUCCGGACUUCAAGAAGCGACUCAGCGUGCUCAAGCGACUCGGGUACAUCUCAGAAGACGGCGUCGUGCAAGUGAAGGGUCGAGUAGCCUGUGAGAUCAAUACGUGCGACGAGCUGGUGUUGACGGAAAUGAUCUUCGAAAAUGUGCUAGCGAGCUUGGAGCCAGAAGAGAUCGUUGCGGUGCUUUCCGCGCUCAUCUUCCAAGAGAAGUCGCAAUCUGAGCCGACACUCACCCCCACUUUGGAGAGCACGCGCGAGAUGGUCAAGAAUAUUGCGGAAUCGCUAGGUCUUAUUCAACUGGAGCAGCAUCUGGAAAUCGAUCCCGCAGUCUACUGCAGGGGUGCUCUCAAUUUCGGCUUGAUGGAAGUUGUGUACGAAUGGGCACGGGGAAUGCCAUUCAAGCAAUUGUGCGAGCUCACCGAUGUCCAAGAAGGCUCGAUUGUGCGCUGCAUCACACGCUUGGAUGAGGUGUGUCGCGAAGUGCGCAAUGCCGCGCGCAUCAUUGGCGAUCCACAGCUUUACCGCAAAAUGGAAGUCGCUUCGGAGGCCAUCAAACGGGACGUUGUGUUCGCGAGCAGCUUGUACCUGUCAUAG